AUGUCCGGCGUAGAUCUCAACUCCGAUGGAAAACCAUACCAUGAACAUGGUGAUAAGAUCGAAAAAAAGAACCGUGAACCACAUGAACACCCUGAAGCGAAAGAUCAAGCACCACACCAUGGCCAUGAUAACCAGUUCCAUAAGGAUCUCAAAGGAAGCGUUGGUAGUGGAUCCAGCGAAAGAGGUGAUCGAAAGGCAGAUACAGAAAGUUCAUGA
Adineta ricciae is the source of this 216-nucleotide messenger RNA. Lineage: Eukaryota; Metazoa; Rotifera; Eurotatoria; Adinetida; Adinetidae. The record is from the annotation of a GenBank genome assembly.